This is a messenger RNA of Arabidopsis lyrata subsp. lyrata, 3301 nucleotides long. Its product is annotated as putative pentatricopeptide repeat-containing protein At5g06400, mitochondrial. The record is from RefSeq and is a predicted model, not a curated record. Gene Ontology annotation, molecular function: protein binding. The coding region runs from base 101 to 3190 and encodes 1029 amino acids. The transcript has a single exon. Lineage: Eukaryota; Viridiplantae; Streptophyta; Magnoliopsida; Brassicales; Brassicaceae.
AGGACCAACUAAAGAAAAGAACAGUUUCGACCGUUAUUUUCCCUCCAAACCUUUGUUUUGAGUUGAUGUUGGAAUUGUUUUAGGUAAUUGAGUAAGAACAAUGAAAGCCUUGUUUCGAUUCAAGUCUUGCUUGUUUGAUCCAACACGAAGAAGGAACCCACUCGUUUCUUUCUCAGGUUUCUCAAAGUCAUCUAAAUCUAAUAAAACCCGUGAGACCACCCCAUCGAAGAUCCAGUCAGAAGCUACUGCAAUCACCUCACUUUUCAACGAGAUUACUGAUAUUUUAGGAUCGGAUGUUGUCCAAACAGAUGAGACUACGCGGCUCAGAGCCCAUGUGUCAGCACCUGUGUGUGAUAAUGGAGCAUUGGUUUCUUGCACGCAAGGUGUUCGUGAAAAUGCUGCAAUGGGAUUUUCAGGUGAGAAUGAAGAGGCUCAGAAAGGUCUUCUUGAAAAAGUUGACUUCAGCCCCGUGGUUCAUCAGAUUACGAGUGUCGUUAGGGCAGAUGAUGAAAUAGUUUCCAUGGAGGACAGGUUAGAGAUAUUGAGUUUUCGGUUUGAACCCGAAAUAGUGGAGAAUGUACUGAAGAGGUGCUUCAAGGUUCCUCAUUUGGCUAUGAGGUUCUUUAAUUGGGUGAAACUAAAGGAUGGUUUUUCGCAUAGAGUCGGAAUUUACAAUACCAUGCUUAGCAUAGCUGGGGAAGCGAGAAAUCUCGAUAUGGUAGACGAAUUGGUGAAAGAAAUGGAGAAGCACGCUUGUGAUAAGGAUAUCAGGACGUGGACUAUUCUUAUCUCAGUGUACGGGAAAGCAAAAAAGAUUGGAAAAGGUCUGCUCGUUUUUGAGAAGAUGAGGAAAAGUGGCUUCGAACUUGAUGCUGCGGCUUACAAUAUCAUGAUUAGGUCCCUAUGCAUCGCUGGUAGAGGUGAUCUUGCGCUUGAAUUCUAUAAAGAAAUGAUGGAAAAGGGUAUCACUUUUGGAUUGAGAACGUACAAGAUGUUACUAGAUUGCAUAGCGAAAUCAGAGAAAGUUGAUGUAGUCCAGUCCAUUGCAGAUGACAUGGUUAGGAUAUGUGAGAUAUCAGAACAUGAUGCUUUUGGUUAUUUGCUCAAGAGUUUUUGUGUUUCCGGUAAGAUAAAAGAAGCUCUAGAACUGAUCCGCGAGCUAAAAAACAAGGAAAUGUGCCUCGACGCCAAGUAUUUUGAGAUUUUGGUUAAAGGACUUUGUAGAGCUAAUAGAAUGGUAGAUGCUCUAGAGAUUGUUGAUAUAAUGAAGAGAAGGAAACUGGAUGACUCAAAUGUCUAUGGGAUCAUCAUCAGUGGGUAUCUCAGGCAAAACGAUGUUUCAAAAGCACUUGAACAGUUUGAAAUUAUUAAAAAAUCAGGGCGUCCACCUAGAGUUUCUACAUACACUGAGAUUAUGCAACAACUCUUCAAGUUGAAACAGUUUGAAAAGGGUUGCAACUUAUUCAGUGAGAUGAUAGAGAGCGGGAUUGAGCCUGACAGCGUUGCUAUCACAGCCGUGGUUGCUGGUCAUUUGGGCCAAAACCGAGUAGCAGAGGCGUGGAAGGUGUUUGGCAGCAUGGAGGAAAAGGGCAUCAAACCUACAUGGAAAUCGUAUUCGAUAUUUAUGAAAGAGCUCUGUAGAUCAUCAAGAUAUGAUGAGAUCAUUACGCUAUUCAAUCAAAUGCACGCCUCCAAGAUAGCUAUCAGAGAUGAUAUUUUUUCUUGGGUUAUCUCUAGUAUGGAGAAAAAUGGUGAAAAGGAGAAGAUUGAUCUUAUCAAAGAAAUCCAGAAACAAUGCAAUGCCUAUAAUCAAGAACUAAACGGAUCUGGCAAAGCAGAAUUUAUGCAAAAAGAGCUCGUUAAUAAGUAUAAUCGUCCACAGGUAGUGCAGCAGUCAGCUCUUCCACCAGCUUCAUCUGCUGUUGAUAAAAUGGAUGUGCAAGAAAUUUGUCAUGUGUUAUCAUCCUCCCGAGAUUGGGAGAGAACACAAGAAGCUCUAGAAAAAUUGACAGUCCAGUUCACACCAGAACUGGUAGUUGAGGUUCUACGUAAUGCCAAGAUACAAGGCAACGCUGUUUUACGUUUCUUUUCAUGGGUGGGAAAGAGAAAUGGCUAUAAGCACAAUUCAGAGGCAUACAACAUGAGCAUCAAAGUUGCAGGAUGUGGGAAAGAUUUUAAGCAGAUGAGAAGUCUGUUUUACGAGAUGAGAAGACAAGGCUGCUUGAUAACACAAGAUACUUGGGCAAUCAUGAUAAUGCAGUAUGGUAGAACCGGUCUUACCAACAUUGCUAUUAGAACGUUCAAGGAAAUGAAAGAUAUGGGUCUGAUCCCGAGCUCUUCAACCUUCAAGUGUUUAAUCACAGUUCUUUGUGAGAAGAAAGGCAGGAACGUUGAAGAAGCCACCAAAACAUUCCGCGAGAUGAUUCGUUCGGGUUUUGUCCCAGAUAGAGAACUAGUCCAAGACUACUUGGGAUGCUUAUGUGAAGUUGGUAACACAAAGGAUGCAAAAAGUUGUUUGGAUUCUCUCGGCAAGAUAGGUUUCCCUGUCCCUGUGGCCUACUCAAUUUACAUAAGAGCUCUUUCUCGAAUUGGAAAGCUAGAAGAAGCUCUAUCAGAAUUAGCCAGUUUUGAAGGAGAUAGAUCUUUACUAGACCAGUAUACUUAUGGAAGCAUUGUUCAUGGUUUGUUGCAGAGAGGAGACUUACACAAAGCACUGGAUAAAGUGAAUUCCAUGAAGGAAAUCGGAAUAAAACCCGGUGUCCAUGUCUACACAUCUCUGAUUGUUCAUUUCUUCAAGGAGAAACAGUUCGAGAAGGUUCUAGAGACAUGUCAUAAAAUGAAAGAAGAAAGCUGCGAACCUUCGGUUGUUACAUAUACGGCAAUGAUAUGCGGAUACAUGAGCCUAGGAAAAGUGGAAGAGGCUUGGAAAGCAUUCCGCAAUAUAGAAGAGAAAGGAACUUCACCAGAUUUUAAAACAUAUAGUAAGUUCAUAAACUGUUUGUGCCAAGCAGGCAAAUCUGAAGAUGCCCUGAAGCUUCUGUCUGAGAUGCUGGAUAAGGGUAUUGCUCCAAGCACUAUCAAUUUCCGGACAGUUUUCUACGGGUUAAACAGAGAAGGUAAGCAGGAUCUUGCCCGGAUUGUUCUACAUAAGAAGUCUGCUUUGGUAGCACAGCGAAAGGUAUCUACAUGAUCUCUCUCUCUCUCUCUCUCUCUCUCUGACAUUUUACUGUAAUUCUGUAUCCAUGGGAAGAACCUCAUACAAAUGAAUCAAUCAAAUCAGAUCAAUAUCUAAGCAACGAAA